Messenger RNA from Entrophospora sp. SA101, 711 nucleotides. The record is from the annotation of a GenBank genome assembly. NCBI's taxonomy places the organism in Eukaryota, Fungi, Glomeromycota, Glomeromycetes, Entrophosporales, Entrophosporaceae.
AUGUUUUCUGGUAGCCACAAUUACAGACUAAUUCAAGUUAAUCAUAAAAAAUUUGCAUUAGUUAGAACAGAUCUACAAAUAAGAUCAUUUUCAGUAUAUUCAGUUCCAAGAUUUGUUUUUCAUGCAAUGCGAAUACCUGCAGCUGGUUUUACAUUAGGGGUUGGUGGUUUGACAUAUGCAAAUUAUAAAUUUAAUGGUAAGUCAAAUAUAUUUUAUGAACAAAAUGAAAAUUCUGAAAUACUUGGAUCUCUAACGAAUGGUGUAAAGUCUGCAAUAGGAUCAAUUGGUGGAUUAACAAAUAUGAAUGUUGGAAUAGAAAUACCCGGUUUUGUAAAAAAUAUGUUUUCUAAAAAUCCAACUCAAUCAAAAUCAUCGUCAAAUUCAUUCAAGGCUGAUUCAGAUAGACCAAAGUUUAUCAAAAAGGAGGAUGAAGGCGAUUCAGAAUCAUCUAGUGGUGGUAAUAGUGAAAAAGAUAAUGAUGAGAAUGAUGGUGAAGAUUCUGGAGCACAUAAAAAUAAACGUGGUAUUCCAGCACAAGAUGAUGAAUUCAUGGUGCUUACAAAAAAAUUGAUAGAAGUUCGUAAUAUUUUAAUGAGCAUUGAUCAUAAAGAGGCAUUAAAAUUACCAAGUAUUGUAGUAAUUGGUAGUCAAAGCUCUGGUAAAAGUUCUGUAUUAGAAGCAAUUGUUGGUCAUGAAUUUUUGCCAAAGUAA